Molecule: messenger RNA, 3944 nt
Organism: Oncorhynchus nerka (sockeye salmon)
Lineage: Eukaryota; Metazoa; Chordata; Actinopteri; Salmoniformes; Salmonidae
Product: ice-structuring glycoprotein-like
Exons: 7
Coding region: 707-1738 (343 amino acids)
Source: RefSeq, a predicted model, not a curated record
CAAUGCAACAGCUCCUCCAACUGCCCCAGUAGUCAAUGCAACGGCACCUCCAACUACUCCAGUAGUCAAUGCAACAGCUCCUCCAACUGUCCCAGUAGUCAAUGCAACAGCUUCUCCAACUGCCCCAGUAGUCAAUGCAACAGCUCCUCCAACUGCCCCAGUAGUCAAUGCAACAGCUCCUCCAACUGUCCCAGUAGUCAAUGCAACAGCUCCUCCAACUACCACAGUAGUAAAUGCUACUGUAGCUCCAACCGCUCCGGUAACCAAUUUGACCGAAACACCAAAUAUCCCAGUACCAACUAUCCAAGUACCAACUACCCAAGUGCCAACUACAAAGGCAGCCCCAGCAACAGAGGAGCCAUUGACCAGCCCUCAACUGUCACUGCAGUUCAGCCUGACAUCUAACUUUACUAGCUCUCUGAGCAACAGCAGUUCACCAGAGUUCCUGGCAUUGGCUAAACAAGUGUCUACACAGCUGGAUAACUUGUUCAAGGCUGAAUUUGGAGCCAGAUUUAUUCAAACUGAUGUCAAUAGAUUCCGGUCAGGAUCAAUUGUGGUGGAGUCUACGUUGAUUUUCAACAACACCAGCUCAGUGCCUAACACUAGCCUGGCAGCACAAACUUUACAAACUGCCAUUACUUCCAACACCUCUGGCCUGACCUUGCCUGUCGAUUCAUCCUCCAUUGUGGUCACACGCACUACUACAAUGACUACUGCAGCUCCAACCGCAGCAACCACCACCGUUGCAGCAACUGCUGCUCCAACUGCAGCAACUGCUGCUCCAACUGCAGCAACUGCUCCUCCAACUGCAGCAACUGCUCCUCCAACUGCAGCAACUGCUGCUUCAACUGCAGCAACUGCUGCUUCAACUGCAGCAACUGCUGCUCCAACUGCAGCAACUGCUGCUUCAACUGCAGCAACUGCUGCUCCAACUGCAGCAACUGCUGCUUCAACUGCAGCAACUGCUGCUCCAACUGCAGCAACUGCUGCUUCAACUGCAGCAACUGCUGCUCCAACUGCAGCAACUGCUGCUCCAACUGCAGCAACUGCUCCUCCAACUGCAGCAACUGCUGCUUCAACUGCAGCAACUGCUGCUUCAACUGCAGCAACUGCUGCUUCAACUGCAGCAACUGCUGCUCCAACUGCAGAAACUGCUGCUCCAACUGCAGCAACUGCUGCUUCAACUGCAGCAACUGCUGCUCCAACUGCAGCAACUGCUGCUCCAACUGCAGCUGUCACCACGCCACCUCCAACAGUGGCCACCACCACCAACGCUGCUCCGGCGGCAGCCACCACCACUGCUGUCGCAUCAACUGAUCCUCCAUCUUCUAGUGAAGGAACCCUGAGUCUUCGGUUUAGCCUCAACCAGAUGUUCACCUCAGAUCUUGCCAACUCGUCCUCUUCAGCAUUCAAGGCUCUGGCUGGCACAGUGGUCUCGGAGGUGAACAAGAUUUUUGUUAACACCCUAAGCUUCAAUCGUUCCAUUGUCAACUCAUUCAAGAGUGGCUCCGUAGUUACCAACAUGACACUCGUGUUCAGUAACAAAAAUUCGGUUCCCAGUGCAGGCAGCGCACAGGCAACUUUCACCAGCAGUUCCACCUCCCUGACCAUCCUACAGGGCAGCGUCAGUGUUGAGUCAUCAGUCAAUUCAGGAAGUGCUCCCCGACCCACUGCCUUCUGUCUGUCUGCCUUGCCUCUCACGUUGGCACUGCUAAUGGUACAGUUGCUGGCUAACUAAUAGCUUGUGUCAUAGCUGCUGUGGCAUUGGCUCGACCAAUGAACUUGACCAAUUUUCCAGCUCUCAUAGAGACACCCUUAAGAUGAAUGACCUGCUUUGGCAGAAGAAUGCACAAUGGACUGUACCUGUGUUAAUUACAGAAUAUAUAUGUAUUUCAUGUACAUACCCCCAAGUACACAAAAACAAAAACACACCUAAAUGUACUUUUUGAUGUCAAGUAUGAUAUUUGUGACAUUCCUUAAAAAUUUGUGUGUUUUUUUUUUCUGCUUAUGAGUAUUGAUAUUCAUAGUAUUGAUAAUUAAGGGAUAAAACAAAGGUAUGGAUUUUUUUUGACAAACCAAUGCUAAAAUGUGACAAGGUAAAAUGCCUAUACCUUAUCUUUCAAGUGACUGUAUUUCCACUUAUCCAUAUAGGCUCUCAAAUACAUUACUUAUUUAUUUGCAGCUUGCACAUGUUUUAUCUGUUAGAUUUAUAUGGAAAAUAACUUUAAAAAUUAGAAAACCUUUCCUGCAACAUGAGACAUCCAAAUCCUAUUGUAUAAUUUGUUUGCUUUUGUGUUGCCUUUUUAAUUAUGAACUGCUUGUAACUACUGCAUUUAACUACUACAUUUAACUACUGCAUUUAACUAUUGCAGACCAAAUACCUUUAUGAUAUUUACUUUGAGUUAUUUUGGGCAUAUCACUGAAGUGUCAAAGUGGCCGAGGAACUAAUGCGGACCACUGCCCUGUUUUAAAAACAUUGUAACGUCUUACCUUGUUAAUAAUAUUCAAUCCAGUAUGUAAAACCCAUAGAAGUACAUUUUCUUCAUUACUGUUUUAAUAUAAUUAUAUUUUGGGUCAUGUAAGUGCGUUGAAUAAUUCAUUUAUAAAUCAUUUACAAUAUGAGUUACCAUGUGAGUAACAACUUACAAACAAGCACCCCAAAUGAUGUUAUGAACAGUAAUCAUAUAUUUAUACUGAACAAAAAUAUAAAACGCAAAGUCCCAUGUUUCAUGAGCUGAAAUAAAAGAUCCCAAAAUUUGUUAACAUCCCUGUUAGUGAGCAUUUCUCAUUUGCCAAUAUAAUCCAUCCCCCUGACGGGUGUGGCACACUUUACAUGUUGCGUUUAUAUUUUUGUUCAGUAUACCUAUUAAAUUAACAUUUUGAAUUAAACAUUAAAUACGUUUUAUUUAUUUCAGAAAGUACUGUUCCAAUUGAUAAACACAGUAGAAACUGGUGACUUGCACACAAAAUUGAAAUAUACCAGUUCAUAUUCUGAGCGAUACCAUCAAUAUGAAUAAUACAUCAAGUUAGUUUAGAAAAUGUGUGAGGUGUUUUUGCAAUACGGUCAUUCAAAUUAUACAAUAGCUAAUGCAACAUAUGGACUAUAAAACUAAAUGGGGAUAUCAACGACAGUAGGGGAAAGUGUGUAGACGGAUCCUAAUUUAACCAGGAAGUAAGAGCAUGAUUUGGUGGCAAGUUCAUUGGAAAAGACCAUGAAUCCAUCAAAUACAUAAAAGGCAAGUGGUUAAGGAUGAAAUGAGAAACACAUAGCGUCAUACACCUCACACACACCGCAUGAGAACUAUGCAGCUUCUGAGCAAUACAGACGUAGAUCUCGCUUGAUCAAAACCAAAAAUGCUAUAUAUAUAUAUAAUCAUGCUCCUUAAUUAAUGGCAUGAAAUUGUCUCUUUAAGUUUUGUACUGUAAGUGUUGUCACAUCCUUUAGUGUCUUUUAUGUAUUAUUCAAAUGUUACUUGUUUGUUCUUUGCUUGUUAAUAUUUGCAUAUUGUCGUGUCAAUCUGUCACGUUCGUCAUAAAGAUCGGACCAAGGCGCAGCGUGGUAUACGUUCAUUCUCUUUUUAAUGAAUGAACAAAAACAACAAACAACCAAACGAACCGUGGAGCUAUACAAACGAGUUCUGACAGGCAACGAAACAUAGACAAGAUCCCACAACUAACAAUGGGGAAAAUGGCUACCUAAAUAUGAUCCCCAAUCAGAGACAACCAUAAACAGCUGUCUCUGAUUGGGAACCAUAUCAGGCCAACAAAGACAUACAAAACCCUAGAUGACAAACCCCCUAGACAUACAACAACUACAGUACCAACCCUAGUCACACCCUGACCAAACCAAAAUAUAUAGAAAAACAGAGAAUCUAAGGUCAGGGCGUGACACAUUCACUCCACAAAAUAAGUUUCCUCACAUGAAAAUAAAGUUAUUAAUAAAG